Molecule: messenger RNA, 1140 nt
Organism: Pectinophora gossypiella (pink bollworm)
Lineage: Eukaryota; Metazoa; Arthropoda; Insecta; Lepidoptera; Gelechiidae
Exons: 8
Coding region: 1-1140 (379 amino acids)
Source: RefSeq, a predicted model, not a curated record
AUGGAUCCUCGAUCUUCUGGUGACUACGGAAAGUCAGAGCUGCACUCCUGCAUCUGCACCCCUUCUCAGCCCGCCAGCCGCACGUGCUCCACUUUAAAUGAUGAAGAAGAUGAAGAAAACGUGAUGAUUUACCUAAAACGCUUCAUGAUCUGGGUGACGUUUGCGAUCAAGCUGAUACUGUUCACGUCCCUCUGGGCGCUGAUGAUGUACUGGUUCCUGAUGAGCGGAGGGUAUGUGAACGUGAAUCCUCCACCAAUCAUCCUGCAGGACGAGUGGAACACUUACAUCGAGAAGAUGCAGCUGUUUAAAUUCCUGCCCAUAAACAAUACUUAUGAUACGGUGGAGUUCGAGAUACAAUUGCAAGGUCCGUUCGCCGACUCGAAUGUAUUCUUCAACUGCCAGUUUGAGAGGUUAUACUAUCACAAGGACAAGUACAAUAGCACAGAUGUCAGGAGAGACGACGCUGACGAUGUCGAGGUAGACCAUAGGAUAUAUGAAGACUCGUACUCUGCGGUGACCAGCACUACAACGAGGAGAACCAUGUCGUUUACGCAUACAACUCUUGUUUGGGGGUGGACCUGGGUAGUGAGAGUACAUUGGUUCAUUUUUUCUUUCACAAGAACUUAUUAUACGACAUCAAUGUUACCGACCACACGGACUAACACGAUGACCUGGUGGACAUUCACGACCAUAACAGCCAGGCUGACCCGGUACAACCUGUCCCGGCAUCCCAUGACGACGUUCACCAUACAAGAGCCAUACAACUUCGUGCCCUGGGGAAAUAUACGCGUGUACUCAUAUUCGUUCAGGAAUUUCAGAGCCGUUAGUGGCAGGCUGCACGGGCAUCGUCACUACGGCAAUAUGACGGCUGACAGCAACGUGACGGUCACCUACGGGUUCAGGUACAUGUUGAACAUGACGAAUAUGGGAGACUUCCUCAACAACUCUGCCCUGGACACCGUCGCCUUCGCCAUUCAGAUAACCAAGGGCAUGGGACGCACGUCGACCACGACGACGGCGGCGCCGCUGGUCGUGAUCAAACCGGCUGACGGGAUUAAGUACGGCUUCAUCAUUGUCGGACUUCUGCUCGUGCUGUUGUUUUUACAGGUAAGUGAUCAACAAUCAAAUCAAAUAGAAUAG